Musa acuminata subsp. malaccensis (wild Malaysian banana) is the source of this 1425-nucleotide messenger RNA. Its product is annotated as putative pentatricopeptide repeat-containing protein At1g10330. Lineage: Eukaryota; Viridiplantae; Streptophyta; Magnoliopsida; Zingiberales; Musaceae. The record is from RefSeq and is a predicted model, not a curated record. Gene Ontology annotation, molecular function: protein binding.
AUGCCAUGCUUCGAGUUGUUGCUUCAACACUUGCACAGCCACCCGCAGAGGCUGCACCAAAUCCACGCCGUUCUCAUCACCACUGGCUUCCACCUCGCUUCCCCACCGCGCGGCCUCCUUCCCAUACGGCAGGGAAGCAGCGCCGUCUUCUUCUACAACUGCCUAAUACGGGCUUGCCUACGCCACCGAGACCGGCCCGAUAUCUCUCUCCGCCUCUUCGCCCAGAUGCUCGCCCAUGGCGUCCGGCCCAACCGCUACACUUUCCCCUCUCUCCUCAAAGCCGCCGCCGGUGACGCCGCUUCCUCCCCCUCCUCCGGCCGUGCCAUUCACGCGCAAGCCGUCCGCCGAGGCCUCCUCCUCGACGACUUCACCAACUGCUCCCUCGUCGAUUUCUACGCGCGAGUCGGCGAUCUCGAUUCCGCUCGGAAGACGUUCGACGAAUUGCCUCAACCGGACUUGGCCUCCCGCAACUCGAUGCUCCACGCGCUCUGCGUCCACGGAGAUCUCGCGGCUGCCAUCGCGCUCUUUGAAAGCAUGGUCGACGGGAAUGUCAUCUCCUGGACGAGCCUCAUCAAUGGGUACGCUAGAAACGGCGAGUUCCAUGAGGCAAUCGACCUCUUCAGGAGAUGGAUCAUACAGAAGGACGUGCCCUUGAGACCCAACGAAGCCAUGUUGGUCAGCGUCCUCUCCGCAUGCGCUAAUUUGGAUCACCACAUAGCUCUGUUUAGAGGCUUGGAGAUUCACGGAUUCAUCGUGCGGAACGAAGCACCGUUGACGGGAUUCGUAGGGACCGCAUUGAUCGACAUGUACAGCAAGCACGGUCACUUGGAUUAUUGCACAGAUGUCUUCCAAGCAACCAGGGAGAAGGAAGUGUGCACUUGGAAUGCGAUGAUCUCGGCGUUAGCCCGGAACGGGAGGGCGGCCAGUGCCCUACAACUGUUUGAUGCAAUGACAGCCUCAGGGCUGCGGCCGAACCACGUGACGUUCGUGGCCGUGUUGACAGCCUGCGCUAUGCAAAAGCUUGUAGACCAGGGUCUGAGGUGGUUCGAGUCGAUGUCCACCGAAUUCGGGGUGGUGCCGCUGAUGGAGCACUACGGGUGCGUCGUCGACCUCCUGGGAAGGGCUGGCUUCUUGAAGGAGGCGAUGGAAUUCAUUAGGAGGAUGCCUUUCGAAGCCGACGCCUCGGUUUGGGGUGCUCUUCUGGGGGCUUGCAAGGUCCAUGAGAACGUGCAGCUUGGGGAUGGUGUAGGGAAGCAGUUGAUUGAGCUUCAGCCUUGGCCUGCCGGCCUCUACAUGGUUCUGAGGAACAUAUACGCAGGGGCCGGACGAUGGGAUGAUGCUGCUGGAAUGAAGAAGGCGCUGCAGAACUCAGGGAUAAAGAAGCCCACAGGGUACAGUUGGAUAGUCUCCGGCGACUGCGUUUGA